AUGUAAUUAUUUUAUUCUUCUUUAAUGUAACAGAGUUUUUUCUAUAAAUAAAGUUCGUGCAACUCUAUUUGAGCAUCGCCUAAGCGAACAAAAAACUAUAUGUUACCAUUAACAACGAUGGACCAUUCGAAAUUUUGGGGCUUCGACAUUGUGUGCCCUGCAGAGAGAAGUUACCACGGACAACGCACAAACACGCGCUCGGCGGCGGUCUUGCGGGCGGGCAUCGUUUCUAUGACGACGCCGCCAAACUUUCCGUCUGCGCAGAACCGAACCGCCUUCAGCGCGCGUGACGUCACGGCCGGCGGACUCCUCCCCACGUACGAGGUUUCCGAAGCCGCCUGUUGCUAGUUCUCCUGAAUACAGCACGCGAACUUCCAGCCGUUCGUGCCCGGAUUCGCGUUUCUUGGGCUAGACUCGCUACCAAGCAGCUAGUGUCGUCUAUGUUCCUGGCAAAAUCAGAUGAACCGCCCCAUCCAAGUUAAACCAGCGGACAGUGAAAACCGCGGUGAUCGAAAGCUGUUUGUGGGUAUGCUCAGUAAGCAACAAACCGAAGAAGAUGUACGGCAAUUAUUCGCACCAUUCGGAAACAUAGAGGAGUGCACCAUUUUGAGGGGACCUGACGGCGCGAGCAAAGGUUGUGCUUUCGUGAAAUACAGUUCACAUCAGGAAGCGCAGGCGGCCAUUAAUAGCUUGCACGGGAGCCAAACUAUGCCGGGAGCCUCCUCCAGCUUAGUUGUGAAGUUCGCAGAUACUGAAAAGGAGCGGCAACUAAGACGUAUGCAGCAGAUGGCUGGAAACAUGAGUCUUCUCAACCCCUUCGUGUUCAACCAAUUCGGAGCUUACGGGGCUUACGCACAGCAACAAGCAGCCCUAAUGGCGGCAGCGACGGCUCAGGGAACAUAUAUUAACCCAAUGGCAGCUCUAGCGACGCAGAUACCGCACACGACACUCAAUGGAAUGGCCAAUUCGGUGGUACCUCCCACGUCAGAGGAUAACGACUCUGGAGUAUGGCUCACAUCAUCACCAGGACAAAUCUGUAAUGGUUCGUCGUAUGAACGUGCCACUGCCUUUGUUGCUGAUGAAACAUCAGGAUAUUACGUAGGAGGUGGUUCCGGCCAGCCCAACGGAGCAAUUCCCAGUUUACCUUCGCCAACGAUGCCCACCUUCAACAUGGCAGCACAAACACCCAACGGCCAGCCCGCGGGCAACGAAGGUGUUUACACCAACGGCAUCCCACAAACGUAUCCAGCUCCCCAAGGUCUGCCGAACGGUGAUGCGGCACUGCAGCAUGCGGCGUACCCCGGAAUGCAGCCCUAUCCCGGCGUCGCAGCUUAUCCCGCGGUUUACGGCCAAUUCCCGCAGGCCAUACCCCAACCUAUGUCGGCGGUUGCUCCUGCACAGAGGGAAGGCUGUUCAAUAUCUGGUCCAGAAGGAUGCAACUUAUUCAUAUAUCACCUACCUCAAGAGUUUGGUGAUGCUGAACUGAUGCAGAUGUUCCUGCCCUUCGGAAACGUCAUUAGUUCGAAAGUGUUUAUCGACCGUGCCACAAAUCAGAGCAAGUGCUUCGGUUUUGUUUCGUUCGACAAUCCGACCAGUGCUCAGGCCGCCAUCCAAGCAAUGAAUGGCUUCCAGAUCGGCAUGAAAAGACUAAAAGUUCAAUUAAAAAGGCCGAAAGAUGCCAACAGGCCAUACUAACCUACGGCCAACACUUCUCCGGAUCCUCAGUUCCCGGAGUGCUACCGCCAGCCAUUAGUAUACUAGAAAACACUUUAUACAUAAAAUUAUAUAUAUUUAAAAAAAAAACUGGAUGUAAUCAAAAACGUUAUAUUUAAAAUUUUGAAAAGUUGGGUUUGGAGCUACGGUUACAUGGGGGGGAUGAAUGGGAAACAUUUAUAAAAGCAGUGGUGUCGUCUUUGAGGAAAUGGCCCAUAAGUUACAACAUUUUCUUAUAUAAAUUUAAUCAUGAACCAGGACAUUUCUUUAAAGUAUGUCACAUAUUGCAUGUGCAGAAAUUAUCAAUUUUGUAACAAUUCUCUAGACCUGGCUUAUGUACAAUUAGAAACAGACCGUUUUUGAAUGCAACCACAACAUUAAACACUUAGUUUGUACGUAAUUAAGUAAAACAUGCCCGGUUACACUCCGAGCACCAACGCAGUACGGCGAUACCUCCAGCACGCUACUCCGAGAAAUUCCAAAAGGGGCUGUGAUUAAAUAACAAAUCAGUGUUUGAUUGUACAGGCCGUUUUGUCUUCUCGUUUGUGAAAUGUAUCUAUAUUUUGGGACUACUUUGUCUACUUAAUUAAUAAAUCUAUGUAAGUAUGUGUAGUGAAGUAAAUGUAAUUGACUAAGAAUCUCUUAAGGGCUGGUGGUGUUGACCGCGUCUGCUCAGUUGCCAAAUUUAGUCCGGGCAUGUCUCCUGUGAUGCUAUGCUGAAGCUAGUCUCAGCGGCUCGGAGUUGUAUUCAAAAUGGAAUAUUGCACAUGAUCAAGGCUGCAAAGGCUAAAGUCUACACACUUGACGCAAUCAAGAAACACAAUGAAGAACACAGCUCAAAGAUGGUGUUCUCGGUCCAGUAUUUUGUUCUCCCAAUUCGUUCUAGUCUGCUUUGUAGCUUUCUGUUGAUAGAUAUGAAUUGUUUAGCUCUAAUAUUUGAAUUUUGAUGGGAGUAGCUGCAAUUUUUGUCUGUGAUUUUUUAUUGUUUCAUAUGCCAAGUGCAAUAUCGAGACGAGUGUCUUGAGUUUCUAUCAAUGCAAUUGAAAAUAAGCUGGACUUGUUUUGGAUUGUGAUGAUGGUGUGGCUUUUAGCUAGAGCAGCGAAGCUCGAGCAUGGACUUAAAGAGCCACUGACAUAUUUAUAUAUAUAUAUAUAUAUAUUUAUUUAAUUAUUAACAAUACCUUUACAAAUUAGUAUAAUAUUUCUACUAAAUUAAGUAACAUAAUCUUUACAAAGUACCAACUAUAUAUUAAUCUGUAAAUUUUUAGGGGUAGCGAUUUAGUAUAGGCAAGAGGAGUGGUCGAAAAUACUAUAGGGUAUAAAUAACCAUUAUCGAUUUUAGAACAAUGCGUUCUCAUAUUAUGAAUUUUAUCAAAUAUAUAAGUUUAUAAUAUUAUAUCAAAAUGCAAGUUGUGCGUUGACGCCAAAAAACUAGUUGUUGAAGAGUUAGAUGACGCUUUUCGGGACACCACUCUUUGGUGAACCCCCCAAGCCGGGAACAUUAGUCCAGUCCUCAAACCCCACCUCCGUUACUAAUCUGAAAUCGACCACCCCGAAACAUUAGUAUUCUAAGAACGUAUUUAUUAUAUAUUUUUUUGCUAGUAAAAUAAUUCACACAAACAUGAUCGAAUAUUUUGCUACAGUUUUUAUAAAUAUCGGAGAGUUCGAUCAAUGUGACAGUUCGGUGGUGUGGUUUUAAGACUGGACUAAAACAGAGGAGUGAUGAAACGACUCGGCUGGGCCACUCUAGUCAAAUUAUCCAGCCUCGGCUGCGUAUUAGUUAAUAUGAUUAGAAUUAAUUUUAGUCCUAAGACAUAUAAUUAGUGAACACAUAAUAUUUAUUUAAUCUAAUGUAUUUAGAACAAAAACAAACGUUUAUAUACUUUUUUUUGUUUUCGGCUAAGAUACUAUUGUGCAAUAUUAACAGAGAUCGACUGAUUCACUUGUAAGAGUUGAAACGUACUUAUUUUCUAUUAAUUGUUUACAAAAAGAAAGGAUCUUUACAAAACCAAUAGGUUGCUAAACUAUUUUUUUAUUGUGCUAUUUCUUUGUUUAGUGUUAGUGCAUUCCACGCUUGCUAUUGACAUUCCUUCGGCGCUGGAACUAAAUAUAUAAUAUAUUUUUAAACUAACCCAACCGGGAGGGGCAACUCCCGAACUAUCUAGUCUAAUAACAAAAAAAAUGCGGGAGUGGUAAGUCCGGCGGCUCUCUACAAUCCCAGGGACGCAGAUCAGAAUCUGGCCCCUAGAAUUGCAAAGGGUAGGAUGAGCCACGACUCGAAAAAAUAUUGUGGGCUCCCCAAUCAGAUAAGAGCAAAAAAUGUCUAAACGCUGCGAAGUGAUUCUAGGAUACAGGGUAUGUUUUUGCAAUUAUUUGUGUAACUGUUUCUCAUUGUGAAAGUGUGCGACGGUGGUCGUCGUGUUCUUUUUGAAUUAUCAACACGCUUAGACCACGUCCACAAGCGGGUCCCAUCGUCGCAAAAUCGACAUCUCAUCCCAUGUUGUAUAUAUAUUGGGGUCCAUUCGAUUGCACCAUUUUAUACAAAAGAUAUAUGGUUCUUUCUCUGUCACCGACAGGCGGACAGGAACGUAUCUGUCAAUCAUUAAUUAAUCCAUUUUUAUAUUUUAGAUGCUAAAAAAUAAUACGCUAAAAAUCGUUCACGUUCAUUAUCAUGUUUUAAAAUGCCACUUGUAUCAAUCAAGCAACUAUUCACCGAUUGAUUUAUCAGUCUAUUUAUCUGCCAAUAAAAUCAGACUUGCCUUAAACACUAUUAAAAUAAUUCGCAUCCAUCGCAGCAAAAACUCAUAAUGGGGAGUAGUUUCCUUGAUUGAUCUGGUAUCGAUCUAGUCCGAAAUCAUCGUUAUCAUAAAAAAGUCAUCAUUAUUUUAGCUAUGAGUAGAUCUUAGAAUAGGUUUUAGUCGAUUAUUUUUAACGUGUAUGGCAUCAAAUUUCGUAAAAAGUGAUUGAGCACAUGAACCAAAGCGGUACUCAUACUCACAUGUUUGACAACUUGCAUAGUCUGAUAUCUUGCCAAUAGAUGUAUAUUUUUAAGUUUUAAAUAAAAUUACCCAACAUUAGUAUGCUGGGACCAAGUGUUUCCUUUAAUUUUCAAUAUUCUUCUGCUUCGCUCGGAUUUUCGAAAUAAUCUAGUCAGUUGUAAUUAUAUAUAUUGACGGUCAAAUGUUUUAUAUUGUAAAUUUGAUCCUCAACUAUAUUGUAAUAUAAACCUUUAUAUUAUAUCAAACAUUUUUGCCAUGUUAUAUACUAUUUAUUUUAUUUAUUUAUUGAAUAAUUUAUUUCUAGUCGUAAGUAUUGUUUAACAAAGCUUUUAGACCAGGCUCUUAAUUUGCAUAAGGAGAGGCUAUUUUAUGCUUAUCUACAGUAUUAUAAAAAAAGUGAUUUAAUAUAGAAAAACAAGCAUGAGGCGGGUGCGAGUACCCCAACUAUCAUAUUUGAAUCAAUUACCAUCUAGUUUAUAGCCAUACUCGGUUGCAUGUCAGAUUUAUUACAUUUUACACAAAAUUAUUAUAAAAUAAAAUUAUUAUAUAAUAUAUAUAUAAUAGUAGAUAAUUAAAUUAAAUAUUUAUAACCCGCUAAACUUGUAAUACGAUAAUGUAAAAACAUAUGAGUAAAUUAGACAAUGAAUGGGUGAAAUUUCUAUUCAUGUAUGAAUAAAAAUUAUCAAAUUUUUUAUUUUUACACUGUCAAUUUUGCUGGUGUUGUUUAUUGAAAAUUAUUACUUUUUACAUUAUAUAACUUUUGAAAAUAUCAGGUUAUAAUAUAUAUUGUAUUAUACAGUAAUAUUACUUAAUAUUUUGACAUAAGAUUUGGAUCAAUGAUCCAGCCAUUAUGUAUCAUGACAUGACGGAGCGCACUUUUAAUGCUCAACCAUAAUCUAUUAUUGGAAGUCUUUUAACAAGUCAUGUCACUAAUUAUUAUUAUUAUUAUUAUUACUAACUUUUGCCCAAAUAAAACCGAACCAAACAAAUAUUUUACUAUAUAUAUAAAUAUUUAAGAAAAACAGAUUAGAGCAGUAAUUUGAGAUUUGUAUUGGUUUGGAUUUAUUUCGGAAAGCUAUCCAGUUCAUAUGAAACUUUAUAAAAGAAUUAUAAAUUAAUAAAGUUAAAUAUAAUGCA
Molecule: messenger RNA, 5849 nt
Organism: Aethina tumida (small hive beetle)
Lineage: Eukaryota; Metazoa; Arthropoda; Insecta; Coleoptera; Nitidulidae
Product: CUGBP Elav-like family member 4
Exons: 12
Coding region: 460-1695 (411 amino acids)
Biological process (GO): regulation of alternative mRNA splicing, via spliceosome; mRNA splice site recognition
Cellular component (GO): cytoplasm; ribonucleoprotein complex; nucleus
Molecular function (GO): mRNA binding
Source: RefSeq, a predicted model, not a curated record